Messenger RNA from Mobula hypostoma (lesser devil ray), 5367 nucleotides. Its product is annotated as prolyl 4-hydroxylase subunit alpha-2-like. The transcript has 16 exons. Bases 130 to 1794 code for a protein of 554 amino acids. Gene Ontology annotation, biological process: peptidyl-proline hydroxylation to 4-hydroxy-L-proline. Gene Ontology annotation, molecular function: L-ascorbic acid binding; protein binding; procollagen-proline 4-dioxygenase activity. Gene Ontology annotation, cellular component: endoplasmic reticulum. The record is from RefSeq and is a predicted model, not a curated record. NCBI's taxonomy places the organism in Eukaryota, Metazoa, Chordata, Chondrichthyes, Myliobatiformes, Myliobatidae.
GUGGCAGCUGAGUGAGAUUUCUGGAGAUUUUAAAAUCAGGAACAGAGCGCAAGAGGAACCUGACAGUGUCAGAGAUCGGCGAGAGCUGCGGAAUAUUCCGGCUGAAGGAAUCUUCUACACUCUUUGAACAUGCGAUACUUCUCUCCCUGUCUUCUUUGGAUCAGCUGGUGCUAUGUGUCGCAAACACGAGCAGAAUUCUUCACGUCCAUCGGUCAAAUGACAGAUUUGAUUUACUUGGAAAAAGACCUGGUCAAAUCUCUGAAAGAAUAUAUCACUGCAGAAGAAGCCAAGUUAUCAGCAAUUAAAAGCUGGGCUGAAAAGCUGGAUGAACUGACACACACUUCGACCUCUGACCCAGAAGGCUAUCUGGGCCAUCCAGUAAACGCAUACAAGCUAAUGAAGAGAUUGAACACAGAGUGGCUGAGACUGGAAAGCUUGGUUCUGCAGCACACUUCUGGUGACUUCAUUGCUAAUCUGUCAAUUCAGCGACAGCACUUCCCCACAGAUGAAGACGAGAGCGGAGCAGCAAAAGCCCUCAUGCGUCUCCAGGACACGUAUCGGCUGGAUUCGGAUAGUAUUUCCAAGGGCAGGCUGCCAGGUGUACAGGACCUGGUCUCGCUCUUGGUCGAUGACUGCUUUGAGUUGGGAAAGGUCGCUUAUAAUGAUGGCGACUACUACCACACGCUUCUGUGGAUGGAGCAAACCCUCAAGCAGCUGGAGGAAGGAGAGACCGGUGGAGUCACCAAGGCUGAAGUGCUGGACUAUCUCAGCUACUCCGUAUACCAGAUGGGGGACCUGCGUCGUGCUAUCAAACUGACAAAGCGCCUGAUAGCUGCUGAUCCAAAACACUUAAGAGCCAAGAGUAACCUCAACUAUUUUAAUAACCUACUAAGACAACAGAAGCAAGCUGAUGAAGAGUCAGACGUAGAAUCCUCUGAAUCUCAGGGUGUGAAAUAUACACCACCAGUUGACUACUUACCCGAGCGGGAUACUUAUGAAGCUCUGUGCCGAGGGGAAGGAAUUAAGAUGACUGCUCGAAGACAAAGGCGGCUGUUCUGUCGUUACCACAACGGCAACAGUAACCCUCGGUUGCUCAUUGCCCCCAUCAAAGAAGAAGAUGAAUGGGACAGUCCGCAUAUUGUUCGAUACUAUGAGGUGUUGUCUGAUGCAGAAAUCGAAAGAAUUAAAGACUUAGCCAAGCCCCGGCUGGCCCGAGCAACUGUGCGUGACCCUAAAACAGGUGUUCUAACUGUAGCCCAUUACAGAGUGUCAAAAAGUGCCUGGUUGGACGAUGACGUAGAUCCUGUCGUGCACCGGGUUAACCAGCGGGUAGCAGACAUCACAGGUCUGGAAGUGGAGACAGCCGAGUUACUUCAGGUGGCGAACUAUGGCGUUGGAGGGCAGUAUGAACCUCAUUUUGACUUCUCCAGGCGUCCGUUCGACCGCAACCUUGCGACGGAGGGGAAUAGACUAGCUACAUAUUUAAAUUAUAAAGAGGAACAGGAUGCUUUCAAAGAAUUAGGCACUGGAAAUCGUCUUGCUACUUUUUUAAAUUAUAUGAGCGAUGUCACAGCAGGGGGAGCCACAGUAUUUCCUGACUUUGGAGCUGCAAUAUAUCCAAAGAAGGGAACAGCAGUAUUUUGGUAUAACCUUUUUAGAAGCGGUGAAGGUGAUUAUAGAACACGGCAUGCGGCCUGUCCAGUGUUAGUAGGAAGUAAAUGGGUUUCCAAUAAAUGGAUCCACGAGAGAGGGCAGGAGUUCAAGAGGCCAUGUGGACUGACAGAAGUGGAUUGAACCUGUGGACCAUUCUAUUCCCCCAAUUUAAUUCCAUCCUUUCUUUUAUCAGGACAAGCAAAGUGCCAAUGAUUUGAUUCUCCCUUUUGUGUGCGAAUCAUCUUCUGCAUUCAAUUGACCCCUUCAUCGCAGUGUUGCCUUCUUUCUGUAUUUUUUCUUCUCUUUUCUGAACCCAGACGUACUAUGAUAUUCAAUGAUGAUGAAGAAAAACUUGUGGUAUCUCUUAGUGGUGGUCUACUGUCUACGUGAAGAUAAUUCAUUCUCAGUGUCAACAAAUAAGAACACUUGGGAACGGUAACCCAGAGAAGAGAAAUCUUUUGCUAUGGGGAAAAUAGUGAAUGAAAGUAUUAAAGUAACCACCCUUCACCCUUUCUUCCUACCGACAUCAUUUGUAACAGAGUGCAGUUUGGUCUUGUUGUUCCACCACAUGGAGACAGAUGCAUAAGUCUGCAUCCUGGUUCCAAUACUGGUUUCUUUCCAAGCCAGCCUCCUUGUUUCAUGGCCAUUCUAAUUUAACAGAUCUACUUUCAUGAGAACGGUUUUGUCUUACCAUUCUGUUAGGUCAGAUGUUAUUCUCCAGCAGGCUUACGUUCAGUUUUUCAGCGUCAAACCCAAAUUUUAUUAAUCACUUCCAGAUACUGAUUGGUUGCAGAUCUCAAGAGUUCCCUUUGAGAAUCUAAAUUAAUCUAAAUUGCUGGUAGAAAAGUAAGUCACAAAAAUAAUGCCGCCAACCAAUUUGAUAUAAAAUAGGAAGUGCAGCAAAUGCUAAGCAAGUUAGGGAAUAUCUGUGCAGAGAGAAGCAGAGCUAAUAUUUUGGUCAGGGCUGUCAGGAAAGGUUAUCAGCUUUCUAUGCUGACUGUCUCUCUCCACAGAUGCUGCCUGACUGCUGACUAUUCCCACCAUUUGCCAUAGUGUUUGCUUCAGAACAAAUUUGUUAUUUUUGUUGUCACUGCUUCUCUGACAACCACCGUGAAAUAAGUCCUGAUUCAUAGAUGAACAUGCAGCUAGCAAAAAGGAAGUCAAUCCAAUUUUAAUAGCACUCAUCUUCCAUGAAUAAAAUAAUGAUUGUAAUCACUGUGUGUAUUAAAUAAUUCAUUAAACAAAAUUGUUGAGAUAGAAGUGCAUCUUUGGCUGUGUCAAGUGGAAUGUGACUGAAUUUUGGAAGUGGAUUCUAAAAUUUAUUUGACAUACUUUAUACACAGAGUAUAAACAGUCUAUAGAGAUGGAAUUGUAAAUGCCAUAACCUCCCAUUUUUGUUGCAAGUGACCAAGACUCAAUUAAUAUUUUGGAGCAAACUCAAUGCAUGGCCGAAUAUGUCCACAUUCCUUGACUCCAGAUCAGGGGUUCCCAACUCUUUUUACGCCAUGGACCCCUACCAUUAACCAAGAGGUCCAUGGCCCCAGGUUGGGAACUCCUGCUCUAGAUGCACAGACUGGAAAUGUAAGAUCAGAUAUAUUCUCCAAAACCUGCGCUUAAUUUAAGAAUUGAACAUUAGGAGAGCUGGUAGUGGAAUUAAAUUAGCAAACUGUUGAGCUAUGAAAUCCCGGUAAUUUUGUGUGCUGGAGCACACAGAAAAUGUUGGAUGAAUUCAGCGGGUCAGGCAGCAUCUAUGGAGGGGAAUGGACAGUCAACGUUUCAGGUCAAGACUCUUCAUGAGGAUUGCAGAAUUCACCAGAUCUGAUGAAGGGACUUGACUAGAAAUGUCCACUUUCCAUUUUCCUUCAUAGAUGCUGCCUGACCCACUGAGUUCGUAGAACAUAGAAUGUUACAGCAGAGUACAGACAGUUCGGCCCAGGAUGUUAUGCUGAUUUAUAAUCUGCUCUACGAACAAUCUUACCAUUCUGUCUGACAUAACCUUUCAUUUUUCUAUCAUCGGGUUCAUAUAAGAUUUUUUUAAAUGCCUCCAAUGUAUUUGCCUCUACCACCUCCUCUGACAGGAAGUUCCAUGCACCCACCACUCUCUGUGUAAAGAACUUACUUCUGAUAUCCCCCUUCAAUCACUUUAAGUUAUGCCCCCUUUUAACAUGCUUCACAUCGUGCCUGAUUUGAAGUAUCUGCAGUCUCUUAAUUUAGUUACUGGCCUGAUCUUCCUGUGAUGAUGUCUGUUUUGGAAUCUUAAAUGUUAGAUCAUUCCUUAAGUUAAUUUUUGGAUCACCAUAACAAAGUCAGCUUGAACUGUUUCAAUCAGGUGGGGGCAGCCAUUAGCUUUAAAUCCCAAUUGAUUAUCCAGCCGUGGAAAUAAUGAUAAAACAGAGGUUGAGGGAGAAGCUAAAGGGAGCUCCUAAAGGGAGAAGUGGUGUUCUAAAAGAAUUGAUGCCGGGAGCAGUUAAAAGUUUACUUCCAGUGAAUUGCAUUAGUACUGGGGGAGCGAAGGGUGUAUCUCUCCAUGUGACCCUGUGUUUCUGCUGGGAGCUCGGGAUUCCCCCCACAUCCCAAAGUCAUGCAGCUAGGUUAAUUGGCAAUUGUGAAACAGCCUUAUUUGGCAGGAGAGAAGUGUCAAAAUGAAUCUCAGGGAGUUAAGAGGCAGGUGUUUGAGAAAAUAAGUUGUUGGGGCACAAGGAGAGGAAGGAUGGGUUUGCUGUCCUGGGAGCUGGCAUGGACUGCAGAAACCAAUAGUCUCCUCCUGUCUUACAAGAUAACAGUGGAAAUCAAAAAUAAAACUCUGCAGACACUGGAAAUCCAAAAGCAAAAGGAAAGUGCUGGAAAUACUUAGCAGGUCGGGUGGCAUCUUUGGGAAGAGAAACAGGCACAACAUUUUCAAGUCACAGAUCUGACAAAACAUCUCCCACCUGAAAUAUUGAUCCUGUUUCUCUUCUCGCAGGUAUGGCCUUCCCUGCUGAGUAUUUCAUCUUAAGACAACAAGGGGACAUACAAAACUCAAAAUGGUUUCGGUUUUUGCUGGAGCUUGAUUCCUUCAGUUAAACAGCCCUUGAAGGACUUAAUUCCUACCACAUUAAUAUGAAGAAUAAUAAAAAGUGAUGCAUAACUCCUUGAAGGGAAGAUCUUUAGCCUGGACAUGGUGGUGCAGUUAUUUAACAACCAUUGCUGAUAAUGCACUACAAUCUGAAAUGCAAUAUGCCCUGUUCAUUUCUAUCCUUCAACAACCUUGUGUUGUGAACCAAACCUCAAAUGCUUCUUCACAUCCACCUGAAUGCCAGUUGAGCUGCUAGAGAUGAAAAUUGACAGAGACCAAAAUAUCUCUCUCUCUCUCUCUCUCUCUCACUCUCACUCUCUCUUCCUCUCACUCUCUCUCUCUCUCUAUUCACAGAGUCCACUCAUAGUUUAGGAUUGGAUGAGGUAAAAGAGUGCUUUCUGCCAAACAGUAACUUUGAUCGUGUUUUUGCAAAUUCAGGAAAUUAGUUCUUGUUUAAUAUACCUGUUUACCUCUGAUGUUCCACGUUGCAAAUAUAGUUUAAAUAUAGAGUGAUUUUAUUUCUCAAAUAUAUGUCAAAUCAUAAUUUUAUUGAUUUUGUUAAUAGUAUUUUUGAAUGUAGCACGAAUCCCACAAAAUGAUUAGAGGAAGUUGUCCAACUUUACUGUGCUCAAAUCAAUGAAUAAAAUAAUGAAAUAAGG